AUUUUUAUGGGAAUCCCUUGCUCAAAAUAGCACCCUUAAUAACCUUAAUAAGUGAUAGAAAAUUAACAUGAUUUCUAAAAUUUAAUAGAUUAGUAAUAGGAGAACUCAUUCUAACCAGAAGAAGAAAACAAAGAACAAAAAUAAACUAAAAUAGAUGUUGCAUAAAAUUCAAUUGAUUUGAAUAAAAAACGUUAUUCAAGCAGAGAUAUUUCAAUUAUAUCUAAAUAUAUAGAAAAUGAACUAAGUAUGUAAGUUUUAUUAUGAAGAAAAUUAAUCGGUUAAACUUGAGAGACUUACUAUUGACAUGAGAGAUCCAUCAAUGAGUGUUAAAGGAGGAACAGUUGUUCAAAGAAAAGAAAUCUCAUAAGAUUUAUAUGAAGAAGAUGAUAGUCAUAUUUGUUAUACAAUUUACACGAACCCUAAAUAUAAAUGCUUGAAAAAUAUUAAUGAACGCACUAUGGUUCUAUUACAUUUGAAUGAAAAUAAUGAAUUUUAGGAUCUACUUUACAAAGUUGCUAAUGAUUAUCAUUUUACAAUAGAACAUCAAGAAGAAUUUAAAGAUAUUUUAACAAGAUCAUAAGAUAGUUUUCUAUAAAAUUUACUAAUCUCUGAAAAGUUUAUAAAUGAAUAUGGAAUCUUUCAUAUAAUUAGGGAAGCAAUUAAAUUUAGUAAAUUAGAAUUAAUACUUUAGAAUGAUUAUACACUAAAUUCAACAUAAUUGCAUUAUAAUAAAUGUAUGAAUUUGAUUAAUUAUUUUAUUAGUAUUCGUUGAUAUAAGUUUAUUUCCAAUAAUUUUGGCUACUUAACAUAUACAGAUAUAUAGUCUUGAAUUCACUUAAUAAAUUGUUUAAUAUAAAUAGUUGACAAAUUCAAAUCAAGAAUUGAUGAGAUUUCUUAAUGAAAUAAAAUAAAUAAUAGGAAGUGAUGUAAAAAAUAGAUAUACUAUUAAUUAUAGAUUUAAUAUUUAUCUAUUUGUUAGUAAAAUCAAAAUUUGAUAUUAUCUUUAAUAAUUAGAAAGAGUUAAUAAAAUCGGAGUGCAAUAAUAUCACAUAUAAAUACAUCUUUGAAUUUGAAACUUGGAUUUGUAUCUUGUAAGACAUAGUCAUUGAUCAAGUAUAUUGGAUGUGAAUUAAGUGAUAUUGAUUCUUGGAAUAAUAGAGAAUUUAAGGAGGAAACAAGAGCAGACAGUUAAUAUUCAUUAUAAUAUGGAUGGAAGUACGAUUAAUAUAAAUACUAGAUUAUUUGGUUUGAAUGUUAAGUAGUAAUAAAAUAUUUCAAAUAUAGGAUUUAUAUACUAUAAUCCAAAUUAGAUAUACAAUUAAAAUAUUAGGAUUUAUUCAUUAAGUGAUAUAAACAAAUAUUCGAGUCAAUUUGAAUUGAUAGAUAUAAAAGUGUAUUGUGAGAAGAAAUAAUAUAAAAUACUAUUUUAAGUGACAUACUAAGAAGAAGAUUUAAUAAUUAUAGAUAAUAUGGUAAUAAGUAAGUUUUUAUUUAGGCAUAUUUAAAUACGUUGAUGAAUUCAAGAUUGACUGGAAUUUUAGUGUAUGAUGCUGAAAAGUAUAUGAAAUAUUGACUCUAC
Molecule: messenger RNA, 1579 nt
Organism: Paramecium sonneborni
Lineage: Eukaryota; Ciliophora; Oligohymenophorea; Peniculida; Parameciidae
Source: the annotation of a GenBank genome assembly